Molecule: messenger RNA, 2653 nt
Organism: Apaloderma vittatum (bar-tailed trogon)
Lineage: Eukaryota; Metazoa; Chordata; Aves; Trogoniformes; Trogonidae
Gene: HSP90B1
Product: heat shock protein 90kDa beta (Grp94), member 1
Exons: 16
Coding region: 184-2082 (632 amino acids)
Biological process (GO): protein folding
Molecular function (GO): ATP hydrolysis activity; ATP-dependent protein folding chaperone; ATP binding
Source: RefSeq, a predicted model, not a curated record
GAGGUGGAUGUGGAUGGGACCGUGGAAGAUGACUUGGGUAAAAGCAGAGAAGGGUCUCGAACAGAUGAUGAAGUUGUUCAGAGAGAGGAGGAAGCUAUCCAACUAGAUGGCCUAAAUGCAUCCCAGAUCAAAGAGAUCAGAGAAAAAUCUGAGAAGUUUGCAUUUCAAGCAGAAGUGAACAGGAUGAUGAAACUUAUUAUCAAUUCAUUAUAUAAAAAUAAAGAGAUUUUCCUGAGGGAACUUAUUUCAAAUGCUUCAGAUGCAUUAGAUAAGAUACGGUUGAUAUCCUUAACUGAUGAAAAUGCUCUUGCUGGUAAUGAGGAGCUUACAGUCAAAAUCAAGUGUGAUAAGGAGAAGAACAUGCUUCAUGUUACAGAUACGGGUAUUGGCAUGACAAAAGAAGAGUUAGUUAAAAACCUGGGUACCAUUGCAAAGUCUGGUACAAGUGAAUUCUUAAACAAGAUGACUGAAAUGCAGGAUGAUAGCCAGUCAACAUCCGAGUUAAUCGGCCAGUUUGGUGUUGGCUUUUAUUCUGCUUUCUUAGUAGCAGACAGAGUUAUUGUCACAUCAAAACACAACAACGAUACUCAACAUAUUUGGGAGUCAGAUUCAAAUGAAUUCUCUGUGAUUGAUGACCCAAGAGGAAACACUUUAGGACGUGGCACAACCAUAACGCUUGUCUUGAAGGAGGAGGCAUCUGAUUAUCUUGAGCUGGAUACUGUUAAAAAUCUAGUAAAGAAAUACUCACAAUUCAUAAACUUCCCCAUAUAUGUGUGGAGCAGCAAGACAGAGACUGUUGAAGAGCCUGUUGAAGAGGAGGAAGCAAAGGAGAAAGAAGAAACUGAUGAUGAUGAAGCUGCAGUUGAAGAGGAGGAGAAAGAAAAGAAACCAAAAACUAAGAAGGUUGAAAAGACUGUCUGGGAUUGGGAGCUCAUGAAUGACAUAAAACCAAUCUGGCAGAGACCAUCUAAAGAAGUUGAAGAAGAUGAAUACAAAGCUUUUUACAAAACCUUUUCCAAGGAACAUGAUGACCCAAUGGCUUACAUCCACUUCACUGCUGAAGGGGAAGUAACUUUCAAAUCUAUCUUGUUUGUUCCCAAUUCUGCUCCACGUGGCCUGUUUGAUGAAUAUGGAUCCAAAAAAAGUGAUUUCAUUAAGCUGUAUGUUCGAAGAGUGUUCAUCACUGAUGACUUCCAUGACAUGAUGCCCAAAUAUCUUAACUUUGUUAAGGGUGUUGUGGAUUCAGAUGAUCUUCCUUUGAACGUAUCUCGUGAAACACUUCAGCAGCAUAAAUUGUUAAAGGUGAUCAGAAAGAAACUUGUACGCAAAACUCUUGAUAUGAUCAAGAAAAUUGCAGAAGAAAAAUACAAUGACACAUUCUGGAAAGAGUUUGGUACUAAUGUAAAGCUUGGUGUUAUUGAGGAUCAUUCCAAUCGUACACGACUGGCUAAACUUCUUCGCUUCCAGUCUUCUCAUCAUGAAAGUAACCUCACAAGCCUUGACCAGUAUGUGGAAAGAAUGAAAGAGAAACAAGACAAAAUUUAUUUCAUGGCAGGUGCCAGCAGAAAGGAGGCUGAAUCCUCGCCAUUUGUUGAACGUCUUCUGAAAAAGGGCUAUGAAGUGAUCUAUCUGACUGAACCUGUAGAUGAGUACUGUAUUCAGGCUCUGCCAGAGUUUGAUGGCAAGAGGUUUCAGAAUGUAGCCAAAGAAGGCGUUAAAUUCGAAGAAAGUGAAAAGUCUAAGGAGAGUCGGGAAGCCUUGGAAAAGGAAUUUGAACCACUUCUAAACUGGAUGAAAGACAAAGCUCUGAAAGACAAGAUUGAAAAAGCUGUGCUAUCUCAACGUUUAACCCAGUCUCCAUGUGCUCUUGUGGCUAGUCAGUAUGGAUGGUCUGGAAACAUGGAAAGAAUCAUGAAGGCUCAAGCUUACCAAACCGGGAAGGACAUAUCUACCAAUUACUAUGCUAGCCAAAAGAAGACGUUUGAAAUUAACCCCAGGCAUCCACUUAUCAAGGACAUGCUGAGGCGAGUCAAGGUAAAAAACAAUAGUGAAAUACUGACUGCUUGGCUGCAUAAAACCUAGUUAACAGUUCUGAUUGUUCCUUUGGGUGUUUUUUCUUAAUAUUCUUCCACAUUAGGAAAAUGAAGAUGACAAAACAGUUUCAGACCUUGCAGUCGUCUUGUUUGAAACUGCCACUUUGAGAUCGGGAUAUAUGUUACCAGACACUAAGGAAUAUGGAGACAGAAUAGAAAGGAUGCUUCGUUUAAGUUUAAAUAUUGACCUGGAUGCAAAGGUGGAGGAGGAACCUGAAGAGCCUGAAGAUGCAGCUGAGGAGGCAGAACAAGAUGAAGAGGAGGUGGAUGCUGAUGCUGAAGACAGUGAAACACAGAAGGAAUCCACAGAUGUGAAAGAUGAACUGUAAACUGCACUCAAUUACCAUCCUGGAUUGGGGGGUUAGGAGGGAAUGUGAAUUAGAUGGUAUUGAGUUUUUCCACUGUAAAAUCUUGAGGGAUGGUAUGGGGUUUAAGGGUAAAGGAGAAUUUUUUUUUUAAGUUCACUUUUCUAAAAACAUUCCUCAUGAAUGUAAAUUUGUAUUAUUUAACUGACUUGGUGUAAAAUCUUGUCAUGUACAAAAUAAAAUGUUCCCAAACAC